This is a messenger RNA of Exaiptasia diaphana, 1274 nucleotides long. RefSeq names its product DBH-like monooxygenase protein 1. The record is from RefSeq and is a predicted model, not a curated record. Gene Ontology annotation, biological process: norepinephrine biosynthetic process; dopamine catabolic process; octopamine biosynthetic process. The transcript has 10 exons. Lineage: Eukaryota; Metazoa; Cnidaria; Anthozoa; Actiniaria; Aiptasiidae. Bases 45 to 1274 code for a protein of 409 amino acids. Gene Ontology annotation, cellular component: secretory granule membrane. Gene Ontology annotation, molecular function: copper ion binding; dopamine beta-monooxygenase activity.
UAAACAAAGAGCAUUCUUAGUGAGCGGGAAUAGUGGCCUACAUCAUGGCGAUGGAGACCUUGAUUACUUUCCUUCUUAUAGUCUUUUCCAUUUGCAAUKCAGCCCUGGUUGACGAGUACGACCAUUUCGCAGCCCUCGACCCUAAAGAGAAAGUGAAGCUUUACUGGACGAUCGAUGAAGAGACUGUAUCGUUUGCUUUAGAUGGCGCUACCAAAGGUUGGGUUGGAUUUGGUAUUUCAACGGGCCAAGGGAAGAUGGACAAGGCUGAUAUGGUUAUAGGAUGGGUGAAGGACGGAAAGCCGUAUUUAUCGGAUAGACAUGGUGUUGGUCAUUACCCCGAUUUAGACGAUCACAAUGACUACAAGUUGAUCUCUGGCAUGGAAGACAAUGGCCGUACUAUCAUCAAGUUCAGCCGAAAGAUUGACACUUGUGAUGGGGAAGACAUCAAACUCAAGGAGGGUACUACAAAGGUGAUUUUUGCACUGAACGAUAACGAUCCCGAGUCCCCUAAGAGUAUCCCUAAGCACACCUUCAAAGGAAUACGAAGUAUUUUGUUGCUGAAUGAUCUUGGWACCAGGAACGAACCUGACGCCUCUUGGAAGCAUUUUGACGUCCUGAAUAAGAACUAUAGYGUACCAGAUAGCAAAACAACUUAUCACUGCUCCGUCCACAAAAUACCUGACUUUAAAGAGAAGAUCCACAUUGUCCGAUUCGACCCUGUUGUCCAGGGUGGCAAUGAAGGCGUGGUACACCAUUUAGUCGUACUAGUUUGUGAUGCCAAAUUCCCCGGAGAUAAGCAUGGUAAUUUCUCGGGAUUAUGUAGCGAUAGGGAAAAUAUGCCUAUUGAGGUGCAGAAAUGCCACGGACUUGGGUUGCUGAUCAAACUGAAAAACAGYUCUUURCCUGGAGGUGGUGUCAAGUUUUUUUCGUCGUUUUUGCACACUCACCUAACAGGUGUGGCGCUAUGGACCAAACAUGUAAGGAAUGGAGUAGAAUUACCAGAGAUCGCCCGUGACGAUAACUAUGAUUUUAAUUUUCAAGAUAUUCAGUUUAUGAAUAAGGAAGUGCAUUUCAAACCCGGUGAUAAUUUAAUUCAUACUUGUAUUUACGACACAACUAAACGUGAUGGUCUCACUUACGGUGGAGAAUCUACAAGACAAGAAAUGUGUUUGAACUUCCUGUUUUACUAUCCUCUGAUUCCCAACCUGGAUCAAGUUUGUCUCUCACUUGAUCUUCGACCUGGAGAGGCCAUCAUGACCAAAUACUACCCGUGA